Molecule: messenger RNA, 633 nt
Organism: Aedes aegypti (yellow fever mosquito)
Lineage: Eukaryota; Metazoa; Arthropoda; Insecta; Diptera; Culicidae
Product: putative lysozyme-like protein
Exons: 2
Coding region: 1-633 (210 amino acids)
Source: RefSeq, a predicted model, not a curated record
AUGCCUCGUUGCUACAUCGUCAAGAAGCAAAUAGCAGCCGCCCCGCCAGCGUCCGUUUCCGGCGGUGGGGUUAUUCCCUAUGGACGGCUCACUACUAAUGGCCUUCCCGUCGCCAUCCACGCCAACGGCAACCAUCAUCAUCAUCAACCCGGAGGUUGUUCCAGCAGCCAGAUUACGAUUAUCGGAGGAGGGGGUGGUGGUGCUGGGAUCGGAACCAGUAGUGGUGCAGCGGAAGUGGGUAAUGUGAUUGUGAAGCACACCAGCAGUGGCAACAGUAUCAGCAGCAAUAGCACCGCUGUGGUCCCGGGGGGAGUGAUCUGUAGUCCCACCCCGGCAGGACCCGGCACCGGAAAUGUGAUUAUACUGAACAGCGUUAGUGUGAUCAGCAGUAGCAGCAGUGGAAGCAGUGGCGGAAGCUCGGGGACACUGGGAAGUGUGAUUAGUGCUGGUCCUGCCAUCACCGGUGCAAGCAUUUUGGGAGGAGGAGGGACAGCCGGGAGUACGGCCACCGGUGGAGUGAUACAUCGAAUAGUGGAUGAUACUGCGGGGCCAACGGGACCGACCAGCCCGACCGAGGCCUGUGUGGCGCCGAUCUAUUACACCAAUUUAACGGCCGAGAAUCAGAAUGAAUAG